Phodopus roborovskii (desert hamster) is the source of this 11338-nucleotide messenger RNA. It is a transcript of the gene Zzef1, whose product is annotated as zinc finger ZZ-type and EF-hand domain containing 1. NCBI's taxonomy places the organism in Eukaryota, Metazoa, Chordata, Mammalia, Rodentia, Cricetidae. Gene Ontology annotation, biological process: protein ubiquitination; regulation of synaptic plasticity. The record is from RefSeq and is a predicted model, not a curated record. The transcript is spliced from 55 exons. Gene Ontology annotation, molecular function: zinc ion binding; ubiquitin-like protein ligase activity; calcium ion binding. The coding region runs from base 105 to 9002 and encodes 2965 amino acids. Gene Ontology annotation, cellular component: postsynapse.
CCGUCGUCCCCACCCCGUCCCCGCCCGCCUGGAGCUGUCGGAGGUUGACAGGUCGUGGCUGGGAGGCGGCGGCGGCACCUCCGAGCACCCAAGACGGAGGCCCCAUGGGGAACGCUCCGAGUAACAGCAGCGAAGACGAAGCGGCGGCCGCCGGGGGUGAGAGCUGGAGCCCACAUCAGGACUGGGCUGCCGACUCUGGCACGACCCCCGGCCCCGGCCCUGCGGCCGCGGCGCUGCCGUCCGCCGCUGCACUGCUGGAGCCCGCCCGGCUGCGAGAGGCUGCGGCUGCGUUGAGGCCCGCACCCCCCUGCGAAUCUCUGGUGUCAAGGCACCACGGCGCGUUAUUGCGCUGGCUGGAAGAGCGGCUGGGCCGCGGUGAAGAGUCAGUCACCCUGGAGCAGUUCCGGGAGUUGCUGGAGGCUCGCGGCGCCGGCUGUUCGGGAGAGCAGUUCGAGGAGGCCUUUGCCCAGUUUGAUGCAGAGGGUGAUGGGACAGUUGAUGCUGAGAAUAUGUUGGAGGCCCUCAAGAACUCCAGUGGUGCCAAUCUGCAGGGGGAGCUGAGCCAUGUCAUCAGACAACUACAAGCCUGCUCUCUUGUUCCAGGUUUCAUCGACAUAUUUUCAGAGUCAAAGGAGGGCCUUGGCACUCACUCAUCAAUGAUAUUGCGCUUCCUGCAUCGCAAUCGGAUCUCUAGCAUGGUGAUUCCCUACCCAAUGUUAGACCACUGCAAUAACAUGUGCACCAUGCGAUCAUCAGUUCUGAAGGAGUCUCUGGAUCAGCUGGUACAAAAAGAAAAGGAAAGCCCUGGAGACCUAGCCAGAAGCCCAGAAAUGGAUAAACUCAAGUCGGUAACAAAGUGCUAUGCUUAUAUAGAAACAUCCUCCAACCCUGCAGACAUCUACAGGAUGACAAAUGGAGAAACAUCAUCCUACUGGCAGUCAGAUGGUAGUGCCCGCUCACACUGGAUACGUUUGAAGAUGAAGCCAGAUGUUGUGCUUAGGCAUCUGUCCAUUGCAGUGGCUGCCACUGACCAGAGCUACAUGCCACAGCAAGUGACAGUGGCUGUGGGAAGGACUGCCAGUGAUCUGCAGGAAGUACGAGAUGUGCACAUCCCCAGCAAUGUCACUGGCUAUGUAACACUGCUAGAAAAUGCCAACAUCAGUCAGCUCUAUGUCCAGAUAAACAUAAAGCGUUGUCUUAGUGAUGGGUGUGACACUAGGAUUCAUGGUCUGAGGGCUAUUGGCUUUCAGAGAGUUAAGAAAUCUGGAGUCUCAGUCUCCGACGCCUCUGCAAUAUGGUACUGGUCUCUGCUGACAUCUCUGGUGACAGCUUCUAUGGAGACAAAUCCUGCCUUUGUCCAGACAGUGCUGCACAAUACUCAGAAGGCCCUACAGCACAUGCCACCACUGUCCCUCUCACCAGGAUCUACAGACUUCUCAACUUUCCUGUCUCCCAAUGUUCUGGAAGAAGUGGACAGCUUCCUCCUAAGAAUAACUAGCUGCUGUUCUACUCCAGAGGUAGAACUGACUCUUCUGGCUUUUGCACUAGCAAGAGGAAGUAUUGCCAAAGUGAUGAGCUCUCUGUGCACCAUCACUGACCACUUGGACACACGCUAUGAUGCGUCAUCCCUCAUUUCAUCCAUGGCAUCUGUCAGGCAGAACCUGCUCCUGAAAUAUGGUAAACCUCUCCAGUUGACUCUUCAGGCUUGUGAUGUCAAAGGAAAAGAAGAUAAGUCAGGACCUGAAAACCUCCUUGUGGAGCCAUGGACAAGAGAUGGUUUUCUUACAGAGACUGGAAAGACCAGAGCAAGUACUAUUUUUUCUGCAGGAACUGAGUCUGCCUUCCAAGUUACACAGAUCAGAAUUAUGGUCCGCCGUGGUGGCAUCGGUGCUCAGUGUGGGCUGGUAUUUGCCUAUAACUCACCUUCUGCUAAGUUUCAUGCAGAAGAACACUUCAAACGGUUUGAAAAAUACGACAAAUGGAAGCUCCAGGAACUGAGGCAAUUCGUAAAAAGCAGGAUUGGUUGCUCAUCUGAUGACCUUGGAGAAGAUGAUCCCAUUGGCUGGUUUGAGCUGGAGGAAGAGUGGGAUGAAGCAGAUGUCAAGUUGCAACAGUGCAGAGUUGCCAAAUACUUGAUGGUGAAGUUCCUCUGCACCCGCCAGGAAUCAGCAGAGCGUUUGGGUGUGCAAGGCUUAAGCAUCAGUGGGUACCUCAGGCCUGCAAGGACAGAAGCUGAACAAAGCAUCCUCUGUGCCCACUGCAGAAAGGACACGGAGAAUAUCUAUGGGGCUACCUUGCUCCUCAGGACCCUGCAAUUCAUUCAGCAGCUCGCCCAUGACCUGGUGCAGCAGAAGGAAAGUGGCUUAAAAUAUAAGUCUUUUCUGGACUUCACAGGUCUUGAUUUGCAGAUCUUCUGGAAUUUUUACAGCAAAUUAAAGCAAAACCCAAGGGAAGAAUGCAUCUGUGCGCAGACUCUGCUGCUGCAGCUUCUGCAAAGCUGCUUCUCAGUGUUGCAGAGUGACCCAUCAGUUGCUUCUGAGGAGGAGAAGCCUGCAGCACAGUGCCCUGAAGGAAUGCAGGCUGCCCAGGAGCUCUACACACACCUAUGUGAUGUGGUAGAUAGAGCUGAUGGAGAUUCCAUGCCCAUGGAGAUCCUAAAACAAGAAGUCAGGAACACCCUGCUCAAUGGGGCUGCCAUCUUCUUUCCAGAUCGACAGACCCGGCGGAACCAACUCUUCACCAUGAUGAAGAAUGUUACUGAGCAUGAACACAAGCAGUCUCUGCAACUCACUUUCCGUUCACUCUGCACAUAUUUUAGUGAUAAGGAUCCAGGAGGUCUUCUGCUUCUGCCUGAGAAAAGUGACCUGGCCAACAUGAACACCAGUGAAGUCCUGGCGGUCAUGAACACCCUCCUUUCUGUCGCUGCUCGAGAGUGUGAGUUGUUGAUGCUCAGCCGGGCCCAUGGGGAAGUUGGCUCUGUGCUCUUCUCCCUGUUCUGGUCUGUGCAAGGCAGCCUGCUCUCCUGGUGCUUCCUGCAGCUCAAGAGUUCGGACACUGCUGCCAAAGAGCUUGCCAUGGAUCUUAUUGAAAAAUAUGUGGGACAGUUUCUGGCAAGCAUGAGAGUGAUUUUGGAAUCCCUUUUGUCACAGUAUAGUGGAAAGACCAUAGUAGAAAAAUUAUGUAAUUCGGUGUUUUCCAUGGCAGCUCGUCAACUGGUCAUCUUCCUGCUAGACUUCUGCACUUUAGAUGUUUCCCACUGCACACUCCUGAGAGAGUUCAGCACCCUCACAGAGCUGUUGAAGAAACUAUGCAGUGACCCUGAAGGAGGCCUGAGCAAGAUGGAUGUGGAUACCUGGCAGCAGGAACAGCCUGUGGUAUUGCAUACAUGGACUAAGGAAUCCACCCACAACUAUGAAAACAAUUGCCAUGAAGUAUCUGUCUUUGUUAGCCCAGGGGCAACUUAUUUUGAGGUAGAAUUUGAUGAGAGGUGUGAAACUGAAAAAAGGUAUGAUUAUCUGGAAUUUACUGACUCUAGAGGUGGAAAAACACGCUAUGACACCAAAGUUGGCACUUAUAAAUGGCCCAAGAAAGUGACCUUUAAGGAUGGUCCUCGGCUGCAGUUCCUCUUUCAUUCUGACAGCAGUAAUAAUGAGUGGGGCUACAAGUUCACUGUCACUGCGUAUGGCCUGCCUGAUGUUGCUGUGUCUUGGGGUUUGGACUUGCAACUCCUUGUCUCUCGACUGAUGGGGCGUCUUGCUUCCCAGUGCAUGGCACUCAAGUCAGCACAUCAAUUAGGCAGUAACAUGGUGGUAUCACAGGCAAAACUGGCUUCAGUCCUGAAUUCUCCGUUGUGGAAACCUGUCUUCCGGCAUCAGAUUUGUCCAGAGGUAGAAUUAGAAGCAAGCUGGCCCACUCACCCACACCAGGAUGGGAAGGAGGUCAAGAACAUCCCUGAUGAUCCCUGCCGCCAUUUUCUACUUGAUUUUGCCCAGUCAGAGCCUGCUCAGAACUUCUGUGGGCCAUAUUCAGAACUUUUCAAAGGAUUCAUACAGGCAUGUAGAAAACAGGCCCCAAAGACAGAUAUAGUUGCUGGUUCCACUAUUGAUCAAGCUGUGAACGCCACCUUUGCCGCUCUGGUGUAUCGCACUCCAGAUUUAUAUGAGAAGCUGCAAAAAUAUGUAAACAGCGGGGGCAAGAUAACCCUGAGUGAGGAGUUCUCUCAGGUGUAUUCCCUGGCAGAUGGGAUUCGAAUAUGGAUGUUAGAGAUGAAGCAGAAGUCUCUGGUGAGCCUGGGGAGCGAGGCAGAAGAAAAACGUGGUUUGGAAGCUGUAGAGGUGAAUCCAGAGAGCCUGGCAAAAGAAUGUAUUCAGAAAAGUCUCUUAUUACUGAAAUUUUUGCCCACAAGCAAAAAUUCAAAAGAAAACUGUGAUAAAUUGGUACCUGUUGAUGAACCUGAUCAUCUCCAGCCACUUGACAGACGUCAGAGGACAAGCUCUGUGGUGGAAGAGCAUUUCCAGGCUUCAGCAUCUCCUACAGAAGCAGCAACCCCAACUACAGGUGACAAGAGUCCUGGCUUGGAGAUCCAGCCAAAGCUACCACCCAGCAGUGGCCCCUCUGUUGCGGAAGUGUCCACAGCUGAAGAGCCCUCAUCACCAUCCACACCCACACGGCGGCCUCCCUUCACCCGAGGGCGACUUCGGCUGCUCUCUUUCAGAUCCAUGGAGGAGACCAGGCCAGUCCCCACAGUCAAAGAGAAAUACCCGGUGCUGAAGGAUGUCAUGGACUUCAUUAAAGAUCAGUCACUCUCACGAGAGAGUGUUGUGAAGGUUCUUUCUUUGAGGAAAGCCCAAGCACAGAGCAUCCUUGAAGUCCUGAGGAUAAUUCAGUAUUGUACAGAAUCCCUUGGGCAGCCUCACUGCUUCCAUCCACCGUAUAUACUUUUCCUACUGGAACUUCUCACCUGCCAGAAAGAUUUUACAAAUUACUUUGGACACUUGGAAGGCUGUGGUGCUGAUCUACACAAAGAAAUCCGAGACACCUACUAUCAACUUGUUCUGUUUUUGGUCAAAGCGAUCAAAGGAUUUAAUAGCAUAAAUGACAGGUCUCUGCUCCCUGCUUUAUCCUGUGUCCAGACAGCUCUGCUUCAUCUUUUGGAUAUGGGUUGGGAACCCAGUGAUCUUGCCUUCUUUGUUGACAUUCAGUUACCAGAUCUCCUCAUGAACAUGUCACAAGAAAAUAUCAGUGUCCAUGACAGUGUGAUCAGCCAGUGGAGUGAAGAAGAUGAGCUCGCUGAUGCCAAGCAGAACUCAGAGUGGAUGGAUGAGUGUCAGGAUGGCAUGUUUGAGGCCUGGUAUGAAAAAAUAGCUCAAGAGGAUCCAGAGAAGCAGAGGAAAAUGCACAUGUUUAUUGCUCGAUACUGUGACCUCUUAAAUGUGGACAUCUCCUGUGAUGGAUGUGAUGAGAUUGCCCCCUGGCAUCGCUACCGGUGUCUGCAGUGCAGCGACAUGGACCUCUGCAAGACUUGCUUUCUUGGUGGAGUGAAGCCUGAGGGCCAUGGAGAUGAUCAUGAAAUGGUCAACAUGGAGUUUACCUGUGACCACUGCCAGGGUUUAAUCAUAGGCCGGAGAAUGAACUGCAAUGUAUGUGAUGACUUUGAUCUUUGCUAUGGAUGCUAUGCAGCAAAGAAGUACUCCUAUGGUCAUUUGCCGACCCACAGCAUCACAGCCCAUCCAAUGGUGACCAUCCGGAUCAGUGACCGGCAGAGGCUCAUCCAGCCCUAUAUCCACAACUACUCCUGGCUGCUCUUUGCUGCCCUGGCUCUCUAUAGUGCUCACCUGACCAGCACAGAGCACAUGGAUGGGGAGCAGCUGGAACCCCAGGCCCGCAGAAAUGCUGCCACCCUGCGGAGCCAGUGCAUGCAACUGGUCGGGGACUGUCUGAUGAAGGCCCACCAGGGCAAAGGUCUUAAAGCUCUAGCUCUUCUCGGUGUAUUGCCAGAUGGUGACUCUACCUCAGAAAAUCAAGCCCUGCCAGUCACAGUGUCCAUCCAAACAUCAGGGGAGCAGCUAGAGAAGAAAACAGUUCAGCUUGCUGAGGAGCCAGCAGAUGCAGGCCUGUUUGUGACCUGCAAUGGAAAGAGAGCUGCAGAUAAAGAAGUCAGACCUUUGGAUUAUAAGCAGAGGAAAACGGCAGAUGAAGGACUCUCCUUAAUGAAGGACCCUUCAUGCCAGACCCAGACUUCAGAUGCACCUGCAAGUGCUCACGUGCCUCCAGGACCUCCAGAUGCUGAACAUCCAGAUGUGUCCUCUCAGACACCAGUAAAAGAGAAGGCAAUUACUCCAAACCCUGAGCAAGUGUUUGCAGAGUGUUCCCAGAAGAGGAUUUUAGGAUUGCUGGCAGCCAUGUUACCUCCCAUCCACUCGGGUCCCACAGUCCCCCUGAUAGACCUGGAGCACGUCCUCCCACUCAUGUUUCAGGUUGUCAUCUCCAAUGCAGGCCAUCUGAAUGAAACCUACCACCUCACCCUGGGUCUCCUGGGCCAGUUAAUUGUCCGUCUUUUGCCAGCAGAGGUAGACACUGCAGUCGUCAAGGUCCUUUCAGCCAAACACAACCUGUUUGCUACAGCAGACAAUGGCAUUGUACCAGAUGGUUGGAAGACUACCCACCUGCUCUUCAGCUUGGGAGCUGUGUGCCUGGACAGUCGAGUGGGCUUGGACUGGGCCUGCUCCAUGGCAGAGAUCCUUCGGUCACUCAACAAUGCCCCAUUGUGGCGAGACGUCAUUGCCACCUUCACAGACCACUGCAUCAAGCAGCUACCUUUCCAGCUGAAGCACACCAACAUCUUCACCUUGCUGGUGCUUGUCGGCUUCCCCCAGGUCCUCUGUGUGGGAACGCGCUGUGUUUAUAUGGAUAAUGCCAAUGAACCCCAUAAUGUGAUCAUCUUGAAGCACUUCACUGAGAAGAAUAGAGCUGUGAUUGUCGACGUCAAAACCAGGAAAAGGAAAACAGUGAAGGACUACCAACUGGUCCAGAAGGGAGGAGGACAAGAGUGUGGCACCUCUCAGGCCCAGCUGAGCCAGUACUCCCAACACUUUGCCUUUAUUGCCAGUCAUCUUCUGCAAACCAGCAUGGACAGCCAUUGUCCCGAGGCAGUGGAAGCAACCUGGGUCCUGUCCUUGGCCCUCAAAGGUUUAUAUAAAACACUAAAGGCUCACGGUUUUGAAGAGACCCAUGCCACCUUCCUCCAAACUGAUCUGCUGAAGCUGCUUGUCAAGAAGUGCAGCAAAGGGACUGGCUUCAGCAAGACCUGGCUCCUCCGAGACCUGGAGAUUCUGUCCAUCAUGCUGUAUUCCUCGAAAAAGGAGAUCAACACUCUGACUGAACAUGGAGACCUGGAGCUGGAUGAGAGAGGGGACCAAGAGGAAGAAGUAGACCGGCCAGUUAGUAGUCCUGGAGAACCAGAACAGAAAAAGCUGGACCCUCUGGAAAGCUUGGAUGAACCUACCAGAAUAUGCUUCCUGAUGGCUCAUGAUGCUCUCAAUGCCCCAUUGCACAUUCUCCGGGCCAUAUAUGAACUGCAGAUGAAAAAGACCGAUUCUUUCUUCCUGGAAGUUCAGAAAAGGUUUGAUGGGGAUGAGCUCACCACUGAUGAGAGGAUUCGCUCCCUGGCACAGAGGUGGCAGCCCAGUAGGAGUCUGAGACUGGAGGAACAGAGUGCCAAAGCUGUGGACACAGACAUGAUUAUCUUGCCAUGCUUGUCCCGGCCUGUGCCUUCUGACCAAGCCACUGCUGAAUCGAACCCCGUGACCCAGAAGCUGAUUCCCAGCACAGAGAGUGAGCUGCAGCAGAGCUAUGCCAAGCAGCGCCGCAGCAAGAGUGCUGCCCUCCUGCACAAGGAGCUGAACUGCAAGAGCAAGAGGGCUGUCCGGGACUUCCUCUUCCGUGUGAACGAGGCCACAGCAGUCCUAUAUGCUCGCCAUGUGCUCGCCUCCCUGCUGGCCGAGUGGCCAGGCCACGUGCCAGUGAGUGAGGACAUCCUAGAGCUCAGCGGUCCUGCACAUAUGACCUACAUUUUGGAUAUGUUCAUGCAGCUGGAAGAAAAGCAUCAGUGGGAGAAGAUCCUGCAGAAAGUGCUCCAGGGCUGCCGAGAGGGCAUGCUGGGGACCAUGGCCCUGGCUGCCUGUCAGUUCAUGGAGGAGCCAGGAAUGGAGGUGCAAGUGAGGGAGUCAAUACACCCGUAUAACAACAACACCAGCUUUGAGGACAAAGUUCACAUUCCUGGUGCAAUCUACCUCUCAAUCAAAUUUGAUCCUCAGUGCAACACAGAGGAAGGCUGUGAUGAAUUAGCUAUGUCCAGCAGUAGUGACUUUCAGCAGGACCGACACAACUUCAGCGGCUCCCAACAGAAGUGGAAAGAUUUUGAGCUUCCAGGAGAUACUCUGUAUUACCGAUUUACCUCUGACAUGAGCAACACUGAGUGGGGCUACCGAUUCACCGUGACAGCUGGACACCUGGGGCGUUUCCAGACAGGGUUUGAGAUCUUGAAGCAGAUGUUGUCCGAAGAAAGGGUUGUACCUCACCUCCCACUGGCCAAGAUCUGGGAAUGGCUGGUGGGUGUGGCUUGCCGCCAGACUGGUCAUCAACGACUGAAAGCCAUCCAUUUACUGCUAAGGAUUGUGCGAUGCUGCACCCACAGUGACCUCUGUGACCUUGCCCUGUUGAAGCCCCUGUGGCAGCUCUUUACCCACAUGGAGUAUGGCCUCUUUGAGGAUGUGACACAACCUGGCAUCCUCCUGCCCCUGCACCGCGCCCUCACUGAGCUCUUCUUUGUCACUGAGAACCGUGCCCAGGAGCUUGGCCUGCUGCAGGAAUACCUGCUGGCCUUAACCACUGAGGACCACCUUCUCCGAUGUGCAGCACAGGCUCUGCAAAACAUCGCUGCUAUCAGCCUGGCCAUCAACUACCCAAACAAGGCCACCCGCCUCUGGAAUGUUGAGUGUUAGCCUCAUUGUGGCUUGCAUGGACUCAGUACUCUACAGGGGUUUACAGCAGACCUCCAACCUUGCUCAGGAAACCCCUGCAUCUCUGCACCCAGCUCUCUGAGCCCACCCCCUGCUCCCAUUUGGAUGCCAAGCAGCUGCCUCAUCAAGUAGGCCCACUGUGCAGGCUCCACAUGUGCAAGAAAGCACAGCAGUCCUGAGGGGCUCAGAAAGGGCCAUCAAGAGGCCUUGGGAAAGUUACUCAGAGAGACCAGUCUCCUCCAGGGCUGUCCCAGGGGAGUCACAGCACUGAAGACCUAGAAGUGGUCUCUAGAAGGACUCUGUCUCCACUGAGUGGGAGCUGCCCAGGCUUGCCAUCAGGGGACGGCGCCAUCCGUGCAGCUGUGGCCCAGUUGGGAAAACAACCCACAACCAACAUGAGCGCCUCCCAGCCACCUUCAACUCCCAAGUUGUCUUCAUGCCACAGGUCAGCUGGCCAACUCCCCAGUGCCCUUGGGAACGGCCGACAGGCCCUGCUUGUCACCCUUGCAACAGCUCCCAGCACACAUGUCUGUGUUUCUGCACUUAUUUUAGUAUGUUUUGGUUUCCCCUUCAUGAUUCUAGAAGAGAACCACACUGGCUCCCUGAGAGAGCCCCUAGGGAAUGCCUAGGAACAAACUGGUGUGUGUGGAAGGGACAGAAGUGGAGGGACUCUCCAGCCACCUGCGGUGCCAGCAGUGCCCUCAGAGGAGCCCUUAUCCAGGAGUCAGGCCAUACCUGACUAUACUUGUGCUUCAAGGUCAUGGUGAUUGGCAUACCUACCACCUUAGGCCUCUGGCCUGGCUAUUUAGCAAUAACUACAUUAGUUCUAGUGAAUGCUUUGCAUUUUUCCAUGUAUGGCUUUAGCAUUGCCCUGAUGAUUUUUCUUUCCAGGACCACAAUGAGUGGGAAGCUGGGUUGGUGCCAGGCCAAGGACUUUCAGGAAGACAGAAUCCUGAGGCAACUUCUACUGAAGGGCAGGUGUCUGGGCCAGAGGCAUGUCCCAUCUCACAGGCCCAAUGCAAAAAAAAAAAAAAAAAAAAAAAAAAGGCUCCUCACAGCCAGGGCCACACUUGGCCAGCUUGUGUUGCUAUGGCCCAGUAUGCCUCUCGGCCUCUGAAGAACCUUCUGGGAGUGGGCAAGGGACUGGAUUAGAAAAGGCUGAGCCUGCAGGUCUGGGAGCACCUUCUGCAAAGGUGCUGUGCCUUGUGGCACCACUACCUGCCUGGCCCUUGAAUUAAGUUUUUUGAUGAACCCCAGCAUACAGGAAAAAUGGUCACAGAGCGGGAGGGGAUAGGUUGCAAAAACAUAGGAACAAAUAGAGUGGUGGCCCCUGGUCCACCACCCUGACAUCAAAGGAAUUGUAGUCCAGUUCCCAUGGUGCAGGACCUGGUGCCGGCCCAUAGGAACCUCUUUCUCAUCUUUUGCUCUUUGCCAAAGCACCUGGGCUUUGCAAGCUGCCUAAACCCCCCAGGGAAGGCCGCUGCAAGCUGCUCCCUCCAAGUAGGUGUCAGGUGAAGUCAGAACAGGUCUCAGUGUUUGAUGAAGAGCCUCAUGGUAGCUCAGAUCAGAUAGCUGUUAGGCGAUGUGGGGAGAGGAUGCUGACACACUCACACCCCUCCACACCUCAGAUUGACUGAGUAGAGGGAGCAGAUGGGCAGGGCAGGGCAGGGCUGGAGGCCUCCCUUAGGCCCUAGUGCUCCUCCCACCCUUCCAUCAGGAAGAGCAAUUGUAAAUAAACGCUGGACCCCAUAGCUUCUUUCCACUCACUGCUUGCUGUUUUCUCUCCCUGUACUUCAGUUUGUCCUUCACACACCACAGCUGCUCUCUGACAGGGCCCCUCCUGACCUGGCCACCUGCAGCCCACUGCCUCUGCUUCUCUAAGCCACUGGGUGGCACUGCUGAGCCAGGCCCAUCUCUCCUGACCCCAACCAGGGCAGGAGGUCCCAAAGGAGUUCCAUCAAGGCCAACGUCCCCUUGACCCUUCUUAGGAAGCCAGACUGCCUGGACUGAGACAAAGCUGGCGGGAAUAAGGGGUCGUGGAAACAUGUGCCUAAUCUACAAAGAAUUCUGUUCCAAAUCAUAUAUAUUGUACAGACACUGUUCUAAUGAGAGGAGUGACUUAUUUUCAUCAUCGUUUUUAAUUUGUUUUCUUACGGGUUUACGAUUUUGAAUUUUUAUUAUUUGGUUGAGAGAAAGAAUUUUGAUUAUAUCAGCUGAGUGAGUUCAGCCUGUAAAAAGAAUGUUUUAAGUUGUGGAUAAGAUAUGCAAAUGAAGAGAAAUAUAUUGUACAAAAUCUAUAUAUAAAAAAAAAGUACAAC